Messenger RNA from Phragmites australis (common reed), 2928 nucleotides. RefSeq names its product pentatricopeptide repeat-containing protein At4g20770. Lineage: Eukaryota; Viridiplantae; Streptophyta; Magnoliopsida; Poales; Poaceae. Gene Ontology annotation, biological process: RNA modification. The record is from RefSeq and is a predicted model, not a curated record. Gene Ontology annotation, molecular function: RNA binding; protein binding. The transcript is spliced from 2 exons. The coding region runs from base 50 to 2476 and encodes 808 amino acids.
AUGACACAGAGCAAAAUUUCCGGUGCGAUUACGACGCGUUCCCGCUGAGAUGGCGAACCUGGCGGCCCAGCUCGCCGCGGUGCUGCAGGCCUGCAUCAAGCGGAGCGGCGGCGGCCCCAAGCCCAGCCGCACCCACGCGAAGGCCGCGCACGCGCGCGUCCUCGCCGCCGGCCUCGACGCCGACACCUUCCUCCUCAACCGCCUCGUCGAGCUCUACUCCCUCUCCGGCCUCCCAUGCCACGCGCUCCGCGCCUUCCGCUCGCUGCCCAACCCCAACAUCUACUCCUACAACGCCGCGAUCUCCGCGGCGUGCCGCGCGGGGGACCUCGCCGACGCCCGGGUCCUGCUCGGCGGAAUGCCAGAACGGAACGCCGUCUCCUGGAACACCGUCAUCAGCGCAAUCGCGCGGUCUGAGCGCCCCGGGGAUGCGCUGGGGCUGUACCAAGGGAUGUUACAGGAGGGCCUCGCGCCGACGCACUUCACGCUCGCCAGCGUGCUGAGCGCGUGCGGCGCCGUGGCCGCGCUCGAGGACGGGAGGCGCUGCCACGGGCUCGCCGUCAAGGUCGGGCUUGAUGGGAACCAGUUCGUCGAGAACGCGCUCCUCGGCAUGUACACCAAGUGCGGGAGCGUCGCCGAUGCGGUCAGGCUGUUCGACGGGAUGGCUCACCCGAACGAGGUGUCCUUCACGGCGAUGAUGGGAGGGCUGGCACAGAGCGGCUCCGUCGAUGACGCGCUGAGGCUGUUCGAGCGUAUGAGCCGGAGCGGGGUUCGUGUUGAUCCGGUGGCUGUCUCCAGUGUUCUUGGCGCGUGCGCACAAGCUUGCGCUGGUGAGUACAACGCCGGUCGUGCAAUUCGGCUUGGACAGUCCAUCCAUGCGUUGGUGGUCAGGAAAGGGUUUGGAUCAGACCAGCACGUGGGGAACUCAUUGAUCGAUAUGUACGCAAAAUGCAUGGAGAUGGACGAGGCCAUGAAAGCCUUUGAGACGAUGCCCAGCGUCAGUAUUGUUUCUUGGAACAUCCUUAUAACUGGAUAUGGUCAGGUGGGUUGCUAUCAGAAGGCCAUGGAAGUGCUGGACCUUAUGCAAGAGUCAGGUUUUGAGCCCAAUGAGGUCACUUACAGUAACAUGCUUGCUUCUUGUAUUAAGGCGAGGGAUGUCCUGUUUGCUCGUGCAAUGUUUGACAAAAUAUCGAAGCCAAGUGUGACUACAUGGAACACUCUGUUAUCUGGCUACUGCCAGGAGGAACUGCAUCAAGACACGAUCGAGUUGUUUAGGAGGAUGCAACAUCAAAAUGUGCAGCCUGACCGGACAGCUUUGGCUGUGAUCCUCAGUUCAUGCUCUAGAUUAGGAAUUUUGGAACUGGGCAAGCAAGUGCAUUCUGCUUCAGUAAGAUUAUUGCUUCAUGAUGACAUGUUUGUCGCUAGUGGUCUGGUGGAUAUGUAUUCAAAAUGUGAUGAGGUUGGUAUUGCUCGGAUCAUUUUCGACAGGAUGACCGAGAGAGACGUGGUGUGUUGGAAUUCCAUGAUCUCAGGUUUGGCUAUUCAUUCUUUGAAUAAAGAGGCCUUUGAUUUCUUCAAGCAGAUGAGGGAAAAUGGGAUGUUCCCCACAGAAUCCUCCUAUGCUAGUAUGAUCAAUUCAUGUGCUAGAUCGUCUUUGAUACCUCAAGGUAGGCAGACACAUGGACAGGUUGUAAAAGAUGGUUAUGAUCAGAAUGUCUAUGUUGGCAGUGCCCUGAUCGAUAUGUAUGCGAAAUGUGGCAACAUGGAUGAUGCACGCCUUUUCUUUGACUGCAUGAUGAUGAAGAACAUAGUUGCAUGGAAUGAGAUUAUACAUGGAUAUGCUCAGAAUGGUUGUGGAGAUAAAGCUGUCGAGUUGUUUGAGUAUAUGUUAACCACAAAACAGAAGCCAGACAGUGUGACUUUCAUUGCUGUCCUAACGGGGUGUAGUCACUCUGGGCUGGUUGAUAAAGCCAUUACAUUCUUUAAUUCCAUGGAGAGCGGCUAUGGGGUUACUCCAUUGGCUGAGCACUACACUUGUCUCAUAGAUGCACUGGGGCGAGCUGGUCGUCUUGUUGAAGUGGAGUCCCUAAUAGAUAAAAUGCCAUACAAAGAUGAUCCUAUAGUGUGGGAAGUUCUGCUUGCUGCUUGUGUGGUACACGACAAUGCUGAAUUGGGGGAAUGUGCGGCGAAGCAUCUGUUCCGCCUUGACCCAAAGAAUCCAUCACCUUAUGUGCUUCUAUCAAACAUAUAUGCUUCCUUGGGCAGACAUGGUGAUGCAUCGGCUGUUAGGGCACUGAUGAGUAGUCGUGGAGUUGUGAAAGGUCGUGGAUACAGCUGGGUAGAUCACAAGGAUGGUGUUCGUGCCUUUAUGGUAGCUGAUGACCUUGGAACGAAUGCUGUAGAAUCCACAAUGUUCAGUGAUCAAGACUACACUUUUGGAAUCACAGAAGUGCACCAAGAGGAGACCUGUGCUUGCUGAUUCGACAUCUGCAUCAUGCAGGACUACAACUUGCGCAUGGUCCGAAGGUUUGGCAGCAAAAAUACGGAAGGCAGAAUACCUAUUGCAGAUUAGGUGCAAAGACAACUACAUGCUGGAUGGCUUGGUUCAUUUCAUCAGUUCCUGGCUUCCCGCCCCAUUAUGAGAGUAAGUUAAAAUCUAUCUGAAUGGAGCAUCGGAUGAAAUGCAACAGUUGUUUUAGAUGUACAAUAAGUGAAAAUGUAUAAGCUCUAAAGGUACCAUAUUUUCUUCGACAUCACAAGCACUCUGUAAUUCUCCUUAGCCUUAAAUAUUUUUAGUACAGUAAUGGUCUUAUUGUAGCAGAUGGCGUCUUUUGAUUACAACUUACAUGUACUGGAGAGCAGACAGAUCUAUUUUCUGUACUGAAGUCACUCUUAGUAUCAAUUACUCGAACACAAGCAAUCACUUUUCAA